Pelobates cultripes (western spadefoot toad) is the source of this 22794-nucleotide messenger RNA. NCBI's taxonomy places the organism in Eukaryota, Metazoa, Chordata, Amphibia, Anura, Pelobatidae. The record is from the annotation of a GenBank genome assembly.
AUGCAACUUCCGGUCCUACGUCCGGUUCGGACUGAAAGCUCUGCAAAUUUGCCAGUACUAAAAAUGUCCUUUUCGGCACUAGACACUAGCAAUACAUAUCCUUAUACAUAUAGCAAUAAAUGUCCAUUCUUUAAAGGACCACUCUAGGCACCCAGACCACUUCAGCUUAAUGAAGUGGUCUGGGUGCCAGGUCCUUCUAGGGUUAACCCAUUUUUUCAUAAUUAUAGCAGUUUCAGAGAAACUGCUAUAAUUAUGAAUGGGUUAAGCCUUCCCCCUAAUCCUCUAGUGGCUGUCUCAUUGACAGCCACUAGAAGCGCUUGCGUGCUUCUCACUGUGAUUUUCACAGUGAGAGCACGCCAGCGUCCAUAGGAAAGCAUUGUAAAUGCUUUCCUAUGAGACCGGCUGAAUGCGCGCGCAGCUCUUGCCGCGCGUGCGCAUUCAGCCGGCGGGGCGUAACAGAGGCGGAGAGGAGGAGGAGAGCUCUCCGCCCAGCGCUGGAAAAAGGUAAGUUUAAACACCUUUCCCCCUUCCAGAGCCGGGCGGGAGGGGGUCCCUGAGGGUGGGGACACCCUCAGGGCACUAUAGUGCCAGGAAAACGAGUAUGUUUUCCUGGCACUAUAGUGGUCCUUUAAUGAGCAUCCACACAUUUGUACUUAAGAAUACAUGUUUCCAUUAAUGAUUAACAAACAAAUUGUAGUCUAACAGGAUGUGUAUAUAUCUUAAAGCUUCAUACACUAAUAACCAUCUUAACAUAGUUACCAGAGGGGAGCACAUAAAUUAUUCCCUCUUAAUAGCAGCAAUAUUACCAUCAAUUUAGGGACAACAGAAACAAAAAAGGGGAGAGAAAAAGGGAAAUUCAUUAAUCUAACAUAAAACCCAAAAAGGUCACAGAUAAAACAGCAUUUCAAGUAAUAAAUAAUUCAAGUACUCGUUUUGAAGAUCAACCCAUCCUUAUAUAGAUAAAAGAUUUUUAAAAUUUAUCAAAAAAUAAUUUUACAUAUUUCCUAAAAAAUACCUUCAAAUAAUAUAAUAUAAAUAAUGCACUAAAUCUUUUCUUUACUAAAAAUUAUUUAAAAAUAUAAAUAUAAAAAUAUGUAUAAUAAAUAUUAAAUAAUAUAUAUAAAAAUUAGAAUUAAAAAUUAAAAAACAACCCUAUCUAUAUAUAUAUAUAUAUAUAUGGGGUGAUCUCAAAGUCAACAUUCAGCCCUUGUGGUAUUAGUGUAUCAAUGUCGAAAAAUCCAUUUCAUUUCAUUUCUAUUCAAGAGACGCUCCUUAUCUCCCCCUCUCCAGUGUACUUUUAUUUGUUCUAUUCCAAUAAAUUCUAGAUUUUUUGGAUCUGCAUUAUGGCAUUCCAAAAAAUGAUUUUCAUAUUUACGACUGAUAUUAUAGAUAUGUUCCCUAAUUCUAAUUUUUAAACAUCGUGAGGUCCUACCUAUAUAUUGUAACCCGCAGGGGCAAAUAAGCACAUAUAUAACAUCCUUACUGUUACAGGAGAUAAAAGAUCUGAUGUUAUACUCUUUCUUUGUAGUAUUGGAUGUAAAUGUUAAAACCUUUUUAUGUUUGUCUCUCCUCAAUUUACACCCCCUACAUUCACCACAAUAGAAAAACCCAUUGGGUUGCUUUAAAAAAUUGGUUCUUUUAUCCUCAACAUUUAAAAAACUUUACUGAGAGGGUAGUGGAUGCAUGGAAUAGCCUUCCAGCUUAAGUGGUAAGGGUUAACACAGUAAAGGAGUUUAAGCAUGCGUGGGAUAGGCAUAAGGCUAUCCUAACUAUAAGAUAAGGCAAGGGACUAAUGAAAGUAUUUAGAAAAUUGGUCAGACUAGAUGGGCCGAAUGGUUCUUAUCUGCCGUCACAUUCUAUGUUUCUAUGUUACUUUAAAAGUUGUUUCCUAUCAACUUGUUCAACUUCUCUAAAAGCUUUUUCUAAAAGACUUGCAUCAUAUCCAAAUGCAUUGCUUGUUGCUUAUAUUCUUCCUCUACCGUACAAUUCCGUUUUAGUCUUAGCAUUUGUCCUUUUGGGAUAUUGUUUAACCAUGGUUUAAAAUGGCAGCUUGUACAAUCAAUAAAACUAAUAACAUCCACAGACUUAAAAAAAUGUUCUACUUUUAAUUUGCUGCUUCUCUAUAUAAAUAGAUAGGUCUAAAAAAUUAACUUUAAUACGGCUAAAAUCAUAUGUGGGGGGUAAUAUUCCAUUCGUUUAAAUUAAAAAACGAUUUUAAAGAUUCCUCACUCCCAUUCCAAACUAUAAAAAUAUCGUCAAUGUAACGCGUAUAGAGGACCAGAUUUGCCCCAAAUUCCUCGUUUGAAUCAAUGAAUAAAUCCUCCCAAUAGGACAUAAAUAAAUUAGCACAAGUCGGGGCAAAUCUGGUCCCCAUAGCCGUACCUUUAACAUGUAAAUAAAAUCUAUCCUCAAACCAGAAGAAAUUAUUCCUUAAAAUCAUAUUUAUUCCUUCUAUAAUAAAAUCAAUCUGUGAAUCAGGUAAAAAAAAAAAUAUGUAGCAGCCUCACACCCUUUCUCAUGUUGGAUGUUAGUGUAGAGGCUGCUUACGUCACAAGUUGCCAUUAUAAAACUAUCACUCCACUUAAAACCAUCUAAAAUAUUUAAAAGGCUCAUAGUGUCUUUGAGAUAUGCCUUACAUUUUUUCACCGGACCCUGUAAAAAAUAAUCGAUAUAUUGUGAUAGUGGCGAUAAAAGUGACCCAAUCCCAGACACAAUGGGUCUCCCCGGCGGGCUAUUUACAUCUUUAUGGAUUUUUGGGAGAACAUAUAGAACUGGGAUCCUCGGGAACUUAACAUUUAAAAAUGCAAAUUCUUUCUUAUUUAAAAUUCCCUCCUCCAAUCCUCUGUUUAAAAAUAUUUGGUAAAUUGCCACAAUAUCUGUCAAGGUUUUUUUUGAAAGUGCAGCUGGUUAUAUAUCUCCUUCGUAUAUUCUUCUAGCUCCAUUUAAUACUACAAUUUUAGGAUUUUUGCCAUAAGAGGCCUGCGCACCCCUGCUUUUGUCCUUCUCCUAAGGAGGCGUAAUUUGUACCUCAACUCUGGUUAACUGCUAAGAUAGAAAGGUUACAUAGAAACAAAAGGGGUAUGUAAGGGGUUCACUCCAGUAACUCUCUUGAAACUGUGAACUUAUUUUGCGUCUUGCAUAUCUUUAACUAACCUAAUUAAGAGGACUAAAAUGGCUGCCUUGGGCCAGAUUUCCCUGUGCUCCCUCCGUCCAACCCCAUCCCUGGGUGGGUAAAUUAAACAUAGCGGUUAUAAAAAGGCAAAGGGCCUAUUAGAAAGCAUCUCACAUGCCAGACAUUGAACACCCUGGUGCCAGCAUGCUCAAAUUUUAACAUGGUACAGGUAUAUCAAGGGUGCAUGAUAUGACGUAGUGCAACUUGUAGUUAUAAAUCACUUGCAUAGAAAUAUGUUAUAUUGCCUGAUCCUUAUACAUAUAAAAGGUAUAUCAGGUAGAGCUACAUUAUGGGUUUAGCAUCAAUUAAUACAUCAGCUGCAAAGGUUGUACCAUGAGAAGCUUUGUCGUCAUCAGUACCCUUGGUUGUUUGAUCGCUAAGACGGAAAGGGAUUGGUAGGAAAAAGAGAGAAAGAAAAAGGAGGGGGGGAAGCAGUGGCGUACACAUGACCUAUGGGGCCCCGGUGCGACAAUUGAUCCAUGGGCCCCCUCCCCCCCGCACGCGGGCCGGGCCGCAACACAUAGCGGUGGGCACCUGGUCGCAGGGGUUACAGGGCUGCGACCGCGGUAUGUAUGCCAGUGCAUGCAGAUGCACACACUUAAAGGACCACUACAGACACCCAGAUCACAUCAGCUCAAUGAAGUUGUCUGGGUGUCAGGUCCCUCUAGUUUUAACCCUGCAGCUGAAAACAUAGCAGUCGCAUUCGAAGCUGAGAGGCUGAGGGAUCCCCAGCGCCAAUGGAGUCCGGCGCUGGAGAAAGGUAAGUGCUGAAGACACACACACUCUCACUUACAGACGCAUACACACUAGCUAACAGACACACACAUUUACUGACAGAGACACACUCAGCGACAGACAUACAUACACACUCACUUACAAAACAUACACUCUCAUUGACAAACACAAACUCACUAACAGACAUCAAACAGACUCACUAACACACACACACACUCAGAAAGACACACACAGUAACACACUCACUGACACUCACUAGCAGACACACACACUAACACUCACUCUAACACUCACACACACUAACACUAACACACACUAACACUCACUAGCAGACACACACACUAACUCUAACACUCACACUCACUCUAACACUCACACUCACUCUAACACUCACUCUAACACUCACUCUAACACUAACACUCACACAUGUUUUUUUUUUUUUAAAUAUAUCCCAAAUAUGCCAAAGAUUUACCUCGCCAUUCAAAGUCGUACUUGGUUUGUAAGGUUUGCUUAAGUUGUUUCAGUAAAUUGAUGGGUAAUGCCUGUGUUUUGGACGUAUUAUUUUUAUAAUAUGAAAUUUGACCAUAUAGGGAGAGCUGGUGCAUUAAUGGUGGUAGGGAGUUAAGUGGUUCGCACAAAAAUAUAAAAAUGUCAUCUGCAAAUACCGCUAGUUUUUUUUCCCCAGCCGGGGUCGACAGGCCUUUAAUUGCUGUAGUGGAUUUAAUGCUACGGAUUAGAGGUUCUAAGCAAAGAAUAAAUAUAAGAGGUGAGAGAGGGCAACCUUGGCGCGUACCUUUGGAGAUAUGGAAUGCAGAUGACAGGAAACCAGUAUUAAAGACCUUUGCCGUGGGAUUGGAAUAGAGUACCUUAAUGCUCCGGACAAAAGCCUUGGAGAAGCCCAACCUGGAGAGCGUAGCAUCCAUAUAGGACCAGUUUAAACGGUCAAAGGCCUUCUCCGCGUCCAAAUCCAAAAGAAUGCCUAACUGAGAGCUAUUGUUCGCCCAUUCUAUCAGGUCCAUUGCCAAUUGGGUAUUGUCCCCCACCUGCCGGUUCAGGACAAACCCUGCUUGUUCACCCGAGACUAGCUGCGGGAGUAAUGGUUUAAUUCGGGAUGCAAGGAGCAUUAAGCAGCGAUAUAGGGAGUAGAUUGGUGCAUAAGGUGGGUUUGUUUGGUUUUGGUAAAGUUACUACAUGUGCCUCUAACAUCUCUGGAGGUAUCGUGCCGCGCAGCCUAAUAUCAUUAAAAAGUUGUGAGAUGUGGAGUUAGUAUGUUAAUGAACUUAAUAUAAUAAUAGUUAGACAGGCCAUCUGGCCCUGGUGCCUUAUGCUUUGGAAGUGUGCGGAUUGCAGAUCUAAUUUCAUCUUCCUCGAAUGGGGCGUCUAAGGAUUGAGCUUGUUGGGUAGUGAGCGAUGGAAGAUGCACGUCAUUCAUGAAAUUUUCUAUUCCAAGUUUGUUUGGUGUAUACGUUUCGUGAUCAUCCUUUAAAUUAUAUAGGUGUUUAUAAAAUUGUGCCAAUUCUUCUACUAUGUGAUGGGGGUUGAACAGUUUAUCCCCGGUUAUAGAUUGAAUAUAGGAUAUUUUGGUCUGGAGAUAUUUAGAUUUGAGUUUUUUGGCUAGUAGUUUCCCUGCUUUAUUACCCAUCACAUAGUGUAUCUGCUUAAGAGAUCUCAAAUGUCGUUCUGUGGUUAUAAGAGACAACCAGUUGAGUUCAUUAUUAAUGGUGGCUAUUUGUUUGGAGAUAUUUUUCGAUGGUCAUCGUUUAUUUUGGUCAUCUAAAUUGGCUAAGUCUUGGAGGAGUCGUGUCUGGUUCUCUGCGUUGCAUCUUUUUGUUAUUGAUCCUGGUUGUAUCAGAGCUCCCCGUAAAACCGCUUUAUGGGCCAACCAAAGGGAGUGUUCGGGCAUGUCAGGAGUUUGAUUUGUCUGAAAAUAAGCCUGUAAAUCCUUGGUUAGUCUGGCCAUGUGUGUGGGCUCAUCUAGUAGGGUUUCGUUCAACCUCCAUUUGCCCCUGCCUCUAGCCGGGUGUGAGGGGUUCAGAGUAACACAUACAGAUGCGUUGUCUGACCACGUUCGUGGACCUAUGGUGUUUUCCUUGAUAGGAAAUAGUCCCUAGAAGAUGGAUACAGUAUGUGCCAGGUAUCGUACAGGUCAUGAGAGUAUAAUUCGUGGGUUAAAUAUUGGAUUAGUUGACGGGAUAAUGAGGUAGGGGCCUUAUCAUCCACCCUUUUAAUAUCCAGUGCAGGGUCAAGAGUGCAAUUGAAAUCCCCACACACAAUGAGGUGGCCUUUGUGAAGCUUCAUUAUUUUCUUAACAGCGGUAUGCAAAAAUGAGCGUUGGGCAUCAUUGGGUGCAUAUAAACAGGCCAUAGUAAGUUGAAUACCAUUUAAGGUGCCAACCAGGAUCAGAAGCCUACCUUUUUGGUCAUCGUAUUUAUGUUCAAUAUCAUAGACCCAGUCAGAGUGUAUGUAAAUAGCCACCCCUCUAGAUUUAUGGGGCGAGUAAGCAUUGUACGCCAUUGGGUAUUUGCGGGAAAUCAAGCGGGGGGGAGGGGGUUUCGUUUACAAAAAUGUGUCUCUUGUAGGCAAAUUAUUGCCGCACCAGACCUGUGCAUUUCGCAGAUUACCAAGCGCCGUUAAUGGGGGUGAUUCAGCCCUUUUACAUUGUAGGUGAUAAUUUUAAGUUGGUCCGUCAUUGGGACUCAAUAUAUGGUGUAUCUAAUGUGCGAGAUGUGCCCUCACAGUGUAUAUAUCCUGGUCGCAAUGUGGUCCCUUCCUAAACCUCGCUGGGUACGGAAGAAGCUGACAAGUGAGAGGAGCUCCCUAUCUAGCAUAUUUAGCAUAUAGCUUUUUAAAGGAGCCUGGAGUGAAGGAUAGGGUCAAAAACACAGGAAAGAGGGGGGUUUGACAAAAGAAAAAAGCUGAACAAAAAUAUAUACACCUUGCUCUUAUCUCUAAGAGCCAACAACUUGGCUGAGUUGUGGGCGGGUGAGGAUAAUGAAGCUAAUGGAAUAUAGAUAAUAUAUUGUAGGUAAUAGAAUAUAGCUAAUAUAAUGCAGGUAAUAAAAUGUAGCUAAUAGAAUGUAGGUAGUAGCAUUCCCCACCCGGGGAGAGGAGGUGGGUAGAUCUGGAGUCACUAAUGGUGGGGGCGGACAUUCCACAGCUACUCAUAUGGGUCCCCAAAGAACAUAGACCAAUCAUUAGAUCGACCUGUCCAGCUAUCCUAAACUCUAUACAUAUUUGGGAUAGAGCUCAACGGCGACACGGGCUGGCUUCAACCCCAUCACCUCUGAUGCCGUACCUAAGAAAUAGAGCAUUCCCUCCGGGCAUGGCAGCGCGCAACUUUAGGAACCUAGAGAGACUAGGCUUGCAGCGCGUAUAUCAGCUAGUGCAGGAUACAGAGGUAGUGACUUUCGAUGCCUUACAACAAAGGGGGCACCUCACUCCCGCUGAUUUUUUCAGGUACCUACAAAUAAGAGAUUUUGCUAAACUGACGUGGGUCCGUGCGGCGGCCCAAAAGCCCUUGACUUUUUUCGAACAAAUUUGCAUUCAGGACCAUAUGCCUAAAGGCCUGAUAACUCGGCUGUACGCCCACCUCUGCUCAGUGCCUAACGAAGAGGGUGGGCUGACGUACAUGGACCAUUGGGAAAGAGACCUAGGGGAACAACUAGAAGGGAUAGAAUGGCAGGAGAUUUGGGAAGCCAACCAAAAAUCCUCUGUUUGCGUAACGUUCCAGGAGCAGGCGAUUAAGACGAUGCUCCGCUGGUACACAACGCCUGUAAAACUGUAUCAAAUGAAGAAGAGCACUACGGAUGUAUGUUGGAGAGGGUGCGGAAUUAAAGGGACGUAUAUCCACAUGUGGUGGGAAUGCCCACUGAUAGCAAGCUUCUGGCACCAAAUUAAGGACCUACUAACCCAGGUCCUGAGCAGGUCUCCCCCCCUAGACCCGUGGGUAUAUCUGCUCAGCAGAAAGAUAGAUGGGUGGUCUAGAAACGAGCAAAAACUUAUACAUAACAUAACUCUGGCAGCUAGGAGAGCAGUGGCAGCGGACUGGCUAAAUCAAACCACCCCACAGAUGGCAGCAGUCGUCAAUAGAAUUAAAGAAGUCCACUUGUUGGACGAUCUGACAGCAAGAGUCAGGGGCACCCAAAAACGGUCCCAAAAAAUAUGGUCUCCUUGGGAAGACUGUCCCUUGAGCUGAACCACCUGGCGGGUUUUCUCUUCAUUUUAGGCCCCACCGAUCAGGAACCUCUUUGGAAGAUGCCCCCCCACCCCCACCUUUUCUUUAAUCCUCUCCCUCUUCUCUUUCUCUAACUCUGUCUACCUGGAUACCACAGGUAUAAACAUGACAGUAUACAAAAUAACAUAUUCGCGAGCUUUGUUAUAAAUAAAAUGUACAUGGCAGGGGGUGGGGCUGCGAAGCUCUAUUCCUCCAUAUCGUGGUGGCUUAUGCUUUGGGUGACAGGAGGUAUCCUGUUUUACAAUGUAUGUGUCAAUCUGUUACAAACUGUGCAAUGCUCUCGAGUUGUACAUGUUCUCUUUGUCAACAUAAAUAAAGAAUUAAAAAAAAAAAAAAGAAUGUAGGUAGUAGAAUCUGGGUAUUAGAAUGUGGGUAUUUUAAUGAAGGUAAUAGAAUGUAGGUAAUAGAAUGUGGGUAUUAGAAUGUGGGUAUUAGGACGUAGGUAAUAGAAUGUAGGUAAUAUAAUGUAGCUAAUAAAAUGCGGGUAUUAGAAUGUAGAUAGUAGAAUGUGGGUAAUAGAAUGUGGGUAUUAGAAUCUAGGUAAUAGAAUGUGGGUAAUAGAAUGUAGGUAAUAGAAUGUGGGCAUUAGAAUGUGGGUAUUAGAAUCUAGGUAAUAGAAUGUGGGUAAUAGAAUGUAGGUAAUAGAAUGUGGGCAUUAGAAUGUGGGUAUUAGAAUCUAAGUAAUAGAAUGUGGGUAAUAGAAUGUAGGUAAUAGAAUGUGGGUAUUAGAAUGUGGGUAUUAGAAUCUAGGUAAUAGAAUGUGGGUAAUUGAAUGUAGCUAAUAGAAUGUGGGUAUUAAAAUGUGGGUAUUAGACUGUCGGUAAUAUAAUGUAGCUAAUAUAAUGUAGGUAAUAGAAUGAAGGUAAUGGAAUAUAGAUAAUAUAUUGUAGGUAAUAGAAUGUAGCUAAUAGAAUCUAGGUAAUAGAAUGUGGGUAUUAGACUGUCGGUAUUAUAAUGUAGCUAAUAUAAUGUAGGUAAUAGAAUGAAGGUAAUGGAAUAUAGAUAAUAUAUAUUAGGUAAUAGACUGUAGGUAAUAGAAUGUAGGUAAUAGAAUGUGGGUAAUAGAAUGUGGGUAAUAGAAUAUAGCCAGGCAAUCUGUAGCUCUGCAAUCCUGGCUUCUUUAAGGAAUCCUCUACUCUUUGUUCUGUGAGAAGCAAUGGCCUAUCGUGCUCCCUCUUACAAUGACAGUAUUUAGUAGAGUAAGACAUUUGCUCUGUAUUGCUGUGUAUAUGCCCCAUGAAGGAAUUUGCUUAUAAUUGUGUCUGUAAAUGUACAAGUUUGUUUCUUUUGCGUGUGUCUUAUUUGUCUUUGUUUUAUAGGCUCCUCUGAGGCUCCAACGUAUAACGCCACGAUACCAGGACCAGGUAAUUAACACAUUAAUAUUCUUUUCACUCCAGAAACGCAUAAAUCACUUAAUAAAUUAAUAAACGUGAGCACAACAUAUAUGGUAAUAAUAGUGAGCACAACAUGCAUAAAUAUAUAUAGAGAAACGGGACUCAAUAUUUGAAGUUUUUUUUGUUAAUUUUACUUAGUUUUUUUUUUUUUUUUUUUAGUUACCACUAAAAUGCUGACAUACAGCUCCGCGAUACCCAGUAAGUUACACAUGGUAAAGGUAAGAUAUUAAAAUCACAUUGUUCUCAGAUUUGUGUACAGUUCGUCCAAAUCGAUUCAUCUGAAAAAAUCGUUUUAGACAAUUCAGGUUUUGUUCGUGUGGCAUUUCGGUUCAGAUUAAUUUCGUCCAUGCAAUCGUUUUGGGGAAAACUAGUCGAUGCACCAAAAGGGCACGAAAAUUUGCCAAUCAGUACACUGCAAAAUAUACAUAUUAUUGUUCCUUCAUUUGGUUCAAAGAUCAAGAGAGAAGUGAUAACCAAUAGAGGGGAAAAAGGAGUAGUAAAAGAUUUAUUUAAUAAUAUAUAAAUAUAUGUCACAAUACUUUACAUUAGUCCUGCACGCUCGCGUGGAGAGACUCCUGAUGCCGACUCCUCUCAGCUUUGGCACGGCAUUUCGGAUGCCAGGCGCUACGGCCACGCCCCGUUUUAUGAAGCAGCGCAUGCGUGCCGACAUCAUAGCAGCAAUGCCGCCAGAAAUCUCCAUUUUUACCACCCCGUGAUGUUUUGGGGGUGUGGUUUUAAUAGAGCACAUUUUGCCUUGGUUCUGUGCCCUAUUGUGGUUCACUUGUUAUUCCAUUUGUUGUUUUGUGAUAGUUCCUUACUGGUAUUUGACGUGGCACAGUAAUUUGACUAUUCUGCUUCUCUGGUAUCCCUGACUCGGAUCCUUUAUUCGUAUAAACCUGUUCUGUUUUCUGCUUUCCUGACUCAGCUACUCUUUAUUGUUAUCCUGAUCUCUGGUUUCCUUGUAUUUCUGCUAUCCCCUGACAAUUCGUUCACUAACCAAGUUAAACCCGGCCAUUCUUAGGUCCGGUAAUACGUUCUCUAUAUUUUAGGUAGAACUCUGCGUGUUUGGGGUCACUUUAUCGUGACAUUGUGAUAAAUUAAAAUUUUAUUACCGUUCCUCCUUUUUUCCCUCUUCACGUAAUGUGUGAAAAAAAACAACUGUUAUUGGCUGUCCCCAUCUUUUGUUUGGUGAAGCAACUCUUUUAUUUUUUGUGCCACAGACAGCAUCACGAAUCAAAUCAAACUGUUCGACCACACAUUGUCUGUUUUGUUUGUUUCCUGAUUCAGAGUUCAGGAUAUUAGACAAAUAACCAGUGUCACAAAAUAUGGACAAAUCACAAUUAGUUUGACAUUAAAUGCACAAGUCUAGUAAUAUUUUUGGCAGGGACCAGGUGGAGUCAAUGUUAAGCUACUCCCAAGUAUCUAGCUUCAUGCAAGUACCUUAUGGGGAAUCCACCAUUCAUCCUACUUAAUAAUGGUAACGCUGGGAUUAUUCUCUAAGAUCUAAAACCCACAAUUUGAGUUAAUUCUGUGAUGUUUUUGCUUUUGUAGUCUGCAUUUCUGUUAUAUGUAAGAUGGGAAGUGGGCCAUUGUCAAUCAUGCAUAUUUUGCACAGCAAACUAAAACAUAAAAUAUUUAAGGUAACAGUUAUAUUUUACUUUUUUUUUAAAGAAAACUUAAAUAAACCAAUUCCCACCCGAGAACAUGUAUACACAGGCUAAACCUCAUUAGCCUUCUGUCCUGAGCAUCUCUGCAGCAGUUACUAGCACACCAUAGGAACCAUUAAAGGGCAAACUUCAUGGCUGUGUUAUAGUAGCCAUGGAGAAGGGAGAAGGAAGGAGAAAGCAUCAACUGAGUGCACUACAGUAGCAGACAGAAUGCACUGUAUAGUCCAUAUGCUGUGUAUAAUCCCCAUGAUCAGCUCACUAUAGAGUUGAGUUUAAAAUAAGCAAUUAGGAAUUUGUUCAUAAUUUUGAAUGUAAAUGUACAACUUUGAUUCUUUUACACGUCUCCUUUGUCCUUACUUCCAAGGCUCCACUGAGGCUCCAACGUAUAACUCUACGGUACCCGGACCAGGUAAUUAACACAUUAAUAUUCUUUUCACUCCACAAAUGCAGGCAAUCAAUCAAUUAAUAAAUAAUUAAACGUGAGCACAACCUGCAUAUAUACAAAUAGAGAAACGGGACUAGGUAUUUGAAGUUAUUUUAUGCGUUUUACUUUGUUUCUGUUCUGUUUCCAGUUACCACUAAAAUGCUGACAUCCAGUUCCACGUUACCCAGUAAGUUACACAUGGUAAAGGUAAGAUAUUAAAAUCACAUUGUUUUUAGGUCUGUACACGGUGAAAAAAAUUCAGUUUGCCCAAAUCGAUUCAUCUGAAAAAAUAUAUAUUUUAGUUGAUUUGGGUUUUGCCCAUGUGGCAUUUCGGUUUAAAUGAAUUUCGUCCAUGCAAUCGUUUGAGGGGAAAACUAGUCGAUGAACAAAAAGGGCACGAAAACGGGCCAUGUUUCAUGUAAUUAUAUCUAACGAAUGCAGGAAUUAUGCCUUGAAAAAUUUUGAAUUAGAGAAAAGGACGUAAAAAUUAUGAUGCUGUUUAAAUUGUUACUCUCCGUUAGGAUUUUCUACAGAAUAUCCUGUGUUGACCUCGACAGAAUAUCCAACUCUGAUUUCAGCAGAAUAUUCCGGAUCCUCUGGUUCGAACUCAAUGGAAUUCCCCGCUAACUCCUCCAACAUCCAGCAGUUAGAAGAAUGGUUAAGAGUAUCUUUCUGGGUACAGUGGUUUUUGUUCCUACAUACAUUGCUACUGAAUGUAUUUCAGUCGGUGCAAACUAAUCAAAUGCCUUUAAUCUGCGCCCAAAAGAUCAGAUCCAUCCAACUCCACAGAUAAAUCCCAGACAGAUCGAUUUGUUUCCAUGUAGAUUAAUUUAACAACCUGAAACACAUUUGUGCACAUGACAUCUGUUCAAUGAGAUAAAUAAUUAGAAUGUUUAUAAUUGACUCCUUUUCUCCAAAAAAGAGCUUAAUGUACUUACAGUAUUUAACAUUAAGUUACAUAUUUAGCAUUGAAGCAUAUUCCUGAAAUAAGUCCCAUUUUUAGCUGUGGGCUCUCUUUUUAUAGAUACCUUGCUGUUUUCAGAGAAGUCUCUUCAGCUCCCAUAUGUUCUGUAAAAGCCAAUAACAUUUCCAGUCCCUGUUGGAGUGAUUUAUGCAAUGAGUGAGUUUAGUAAACAGGAAAAUAGUGCAGACAGACACCCUGUCACCUCAUAAAUGUCGCCCCCUUGAUGAAAGUCCCCUGAAUACAACAUCCAAUUAAUUAAUAUCAUUCAUUUGCUCCUACACAGAAUCAGUCAAUAAAUGUUGGACUGGAAACCAUCCUUCGUCUGCAACAAUAUGUGUCUUCUGUCAGUUCUUUUCAGCUAAAUAAGGAUGAAGUUCCAUUAAUUUUAUACAUUUUAGGAAACGUAACGCAAAAUGCUAACCAGUCAAACCAGCCCUUCAGUGUGGCCACAGUAUUGGUGAGUAGACUGCAAUUCAUUGAUACAUUUGUCAUGGGUAAUUUUGGCCAUAGUACGAUGAGUGGAAAUCCUGCCCAUGUUUUAUAUAGUCCAUCCUCCUUGUUGGUGCCUCAGACUCCUUCUAGGCCGCACAAUGAUUUCUGUGUCUUGGAAGAUAAGGAGGGAAAGAUUUGUAGACAGGGGCGUCGCUGGGGGGGGCAGAGGGGGCUAUGACCUACCCCCCCCACGUCAUGCAGUGCCCCCCUUUGGGCCCCAAUUUAAAUUGAAGACAGGAGCAGUGAGUCUCUCUUCACAAGCCACAGCAGAUUCCCCGGCACAAAAGCUCUGCCCCCACAUGGAAGCUCCACCCUCUCACAUGCAAGCUCCAUGCCCACUCUCUACCAGAGGACCUUGCUGCAAGAAGAGACCUCAAAAUUGGCUCCCAGUUCUCCCACAGCCUCAGCCUCCAGUGGCAGAUAGGCUUCCAAAACUUAGCACUACAGACAUGACAAAUCUUGUAUGUGUAUAUGUCUGCUAGUUAGUGAGCUUGUGUGUGUGCCAAUGAGCUUGUCUGUAGUGAGCAUAUAUGUGUGUGUCAGUGAGCUUGUCUGUUGUGAGCGUGUGUAUGUUAGUGAGCUUGUCUGUAGUGAGCUUGCAUGUGUGUCAGUGCGCUUGUCUGUAGGUAGUGAACGUGUGUGUCAUCUUGUCUUUAGUGAGCAUGUGUGUUAGUGAGCUUGUCUGUAGUGAGCAUGUGUGUCAGUGAGCUUGUCUGUAGUGAGCUUGUGUGUGUAUCAGUGAGCUUGUCUGUAGUGAACUUGUGUGUGAAUCAGUGAGCUUGUCUGUAGUGAGCUUAUGUGUGUGUCAGCGAGCUUGUCUUGUCAUUGAUAAUCUCAGCCAUGGAGGUGGGUCCAGCCAUGGCAAAACUGGCACGGCAUGGGAAAAAAGAUGAGUAAACAACUUUCUCAUGUGAUCAGAGGAGGCAGGUACCUAAACAGACACUCACUGACAGGCACACACUCUUUGACUCAGACACACACACAUUCUGACAGACAUACACUGACAGACACACACUCUCUAACUGAGACACACACUGACACGCAGACACACUGACUGAGAUACACACACUCUGAAACAUACUCUCUGUUCCCCUGCGUGCUCACUGUAGCGAUGCCGGGGCCGAAGUGACGUCAUGUCCCUAAACAGUGCACGAGGGUGCAGGAACUGCAGGAAAGUUACUGCUCUUUCACAUGCCGUCUCCAUGCUCCACGCGACGACUGGCUUCAGGGAUUCCUGCACUAAAGGGCUGACAAAUCCCCGGUGCUAGGGCGAGAUUACUAGUCGCCAUGGUGACCUAGUGACUAGAACACAUAUAUAUACAUGUUUUAUAACUGCCCCCAUACUUUUGUCCCUGGCCCCUCAUGUGCCUGCCCCUAAAUCUGAAUCCUGAAGACAUUACUGUUUGUAGGCAGGACUGGGUUGGGCCAAAAUAUAAGCCCAAGCGUUUCCAAGCUCAGCAGCCCACAUUCAGAGUUUGGAUCUGCAAAUGCAACUUUGUUUUUUGUUUUUUUUUCAUUCAGUUCAUCAUAAAAAACCUGAUAAGAAAAUGAUAAAUGGUGGUGUAAAUUCAAGUACACAACAUGCCCUUCCUGCUAUUAUACUUUAUCUAUAAAUAACUCAUAGUUUAAAAAAUCUGAAGGAUGGACAAAAUUAGGGACAUAAUAAAUUCAAAAAAUUAUCAAGUAAAAUGAGCACACACUCAACAUCACCUUCAGAUACACACAUAUAGACUUCACAGUCACACGGAGAAACACAGAUACACACAUAUAGACUUCACAGUCACACCGAGGAACACAGAUACACACAUAUAGACUUCACAGUCACACCGAGGAACACAGACACACACAUAUAGACUUCACAGUCACACAGAGGAACACAGAUACACACAUAUAGACUUCACAGUCACACCGAGGAACACAGACACACACAUAUAGACUUCACAGUCACACCGAGGAACACAGAUACACACAUAUAGACUUCACAGUCACACCGAGGAACACAGAUACACACAUAUAGACUUCACAGUCACACAGAGGAACACAGAUACACGCAUACAGACUUCACAGUCACACAGAGGAACACAGAUACACACAUAUAGACUUCACAGUCACACAGAGGAACACAGAUACACACAUAUAGACUUCACAGUCACACCGAGGAACACAGAUACACACAUAUAGACUUCACAGUCACACCGAGGAACACAGAUACACACAUAUAGACUUCACAGUCACACCGAGGAACACAGACACACACAUAUAGACUUCACAGUCACACAGAGGAACACAGAUACACACAUAUAGACUUCACAGUCACACCGAGGAACACAGACACACACAUAUAGACUUCACAGUCACACCGAGGAACACAGAUACACACAUAUAGACUUCACAGUCACACCGAGGAACACAGAUACACACAUAUAGACUUCACAGUCACACAGAGGAACACAGAUACACGCAUACAGACUUCACAGUCACACAGAGGAACACAGAUACACACAUAUAGACUUCACAGUCACACAGAGGAACACAGAUACACACAUAUAGACUUCACAGUCACACCGAGGAACACAGAUACACACAUAUAGACUUCACAGUCACACCGAGGAACACAGAUACACACAUAUAGACUUCACAGUCACACUGAGGAACACAGAUACACACAUAUAGACUUCACAGUCACACCGAGGAACACAGAUACACACUUAUAGACUUCACAGUCACACAGAGGAACACAGACACAGACAUGCCUCAACAGUCAUACAAAAAGCACUCACAGAUGCAUAGAUAUAAACUCACAUUCAGGCAAAGACACACAGUUAUCACACAAUCAGAUACACACUCACAUAAACAUUGAUACACACUAACAAUGACACAUACACACACAGACAAAAAAAAACAUGCAAUCACAUUACAUGUGAGAACAAUUUGACUUUCCCUUACCUCCUUUAAGAUUAAUGUAGAUACAAUACAGCCAAGUCUCACACACUAUACCUCCCUAUCUGACACAUAGCUGCUGCCGAGAUGCUGUUCUGCUUCCAUGCCUGCUUCCCUGCCCAUAUUUGUCUCUGAAUCCCCUAUACUAACCAAACCCAACUUAUAAAAACUGAACGUUGUUCCCCAGCCCGCUGUCUGUAGAGAGUUUAUGUUUUUACUCUUUAGAAUGGAAAACUCCUGUGGUUUUGAUGAACUGAUGACUUGUAAUGCCACACAGCGGGUGGUGACUAGUUAAUCACUGAUGGACCAGUGUCCACGUCAUGCAAGCCUUUGGUUGAAUUACAAACACAGAUUGAGGAAGAGGAGGCAGCAAGCCCAGGUCCCUGUAGUGCUUAUUGUAUGUUCUCCUGUGUCUCACUGUCAUUGAAAACAAGAAGAAGUGAUGCCAUAGCACAUUCCCCAGCACUUUCAUAGAUAGGUUACGGCUUAAUCAUUGUUAUAUUAGGUCAAAACCCCUUCAAGCACAUUACCAUUUGGCCCACAGUGCUACCUAUGGUCAGGCAUGUUUGUCUAUUGGAAGGAGCAGGAUACAUAUAUUCCAAGUGUGACACCAUUUAUUGAGAGGAAGCACAGUAAAAAUGAUCUGUGCCUCUAGAAGUCCUCAAUGCUCACCACCAGUCCAGUCCAUAGAAACAGAACUGAGAAAUGCCUGGACUGUUAGUGGGAACAACAGCUUUAGGGUGUCAUCAAAUACACUGAGAGUGAGAGAAGGGUGAAGAGAUCUGUGCCUUCAGUGUGUGAAAUAGUAUAUAGAAAAUGGAAUGUUAGAGAUCAUUACAUGCAGGGUAUUUACCAACACUCAGCAGAAGGUAACAGGGUAGAGAGAUCUGUGCUCCCAAUGUUUGUGUGGUACACAGCAAAGCAAGGGGGAUGGGGACUUACAUGUGUUCCCCCAGUGUAUAUGGUAUAUAUUAAUAAAGAAUAGUAAAUAGCACAGUGCACAGUGCAGGGUUUGUGCCUCCAUUGUGUCAGACCAAAUUAGAAAGAGAGCAGAAAGGAGAGAUCUGUGAAUUACAAACAUCAUACAGAAGAGAUCUGUGCCCUCGCUGCGUGAAACAGCGUUACACGUAAUUUCCCAAUCGUGUAUAGAUAAUGGUGGAUGGAGUCCACAUCUCUUCUGCUACUUGGGUCUUGAGUUCUACUCACUCACCUGAUUUCCUGUGGCCCCUAUUGCCACAGCAUUGAUAGUGGAAGAUUAUAAAAUGAAUGUAUCUUGAGGUCAGCAGACUGGACUUGAUCAUUUAGUUCAGAUUUGUUUUAAUUUAGAGGUUGUGGCAAUACAUUUCAAAACCUAACACAGGACAUGCUAGGCUAGGGUCACCCUGCCUCCCAUUUGCUAAUUUUUCUUCAACCAGGAACUACGUGAUAUGAUGGUUAAUAGAAACCAAGUCUAAAGAAGAUCAAGUUCAGAUCAUCAUUAAUUAAACUGAUAUAAUUAUGGUUAAUAAAAUAUCUAUUUGUGUUUCUUUGUAUCAAUCAUGUUAUAGUAUGAAGGAAAUUAUAAUGUGAACAAACCUGACCCAGCUAAUUUAUGUAGGAAGCACAUUUAAUGGAAGCCAAAGAACUAGUGCCCCCAUUCUAUAUACAAUGAGUUAGCUCAGCUGGUACAGUAAGAUACAUUGUUUGUGUUUUAUAUGCAUUGCUUGCAGGAAACAGUGCGCUAAACCUUUGAAAUUGUUUCGUAGGACAUACUGCACAUUGCUAACCAUCUUCUCAAUGAAUCAUCCUGGAAGCCAGCUGCCAGUACAAAUACUGCUCUUGGACCACAGAUGCUGCAGUGCUUUGAGAGUAUUUUGGCUGGGAUGGAAGCCACCAACCAGUCUUUCAAUGUUUCCUUGGAAAACAUAGACUUUCAAUAUAAAGUUAUGUCUUGUAGCAGCUUGCUGAAUCAGACUAAUGUUGAGAUUGGUUUUAAUGUCAACAUUUCAUUAAGUCGUGAAGACAAUGAAACUGAUUUCAACCCUUCAUGUAUGGCAAAUAUAAUGUCAUUUUCCUACAAAUCUCUCAGUAAUGACUUUCCAAAUGAUUAUGAAAACCAUAAAGAUCCGAGCUUAUUCUACAAGGUGAACAGUCGAAUUCUGACAAAUACAAUGUUUCUUGAUCAUAAGAACUACCAUUCAGCAAAUGUCAUUAUGAGUUUCCCUUGUAAUACCAAAGAAUGCCACUCCACGGCCAUAUGUGUAUUCUGGAAUUUCACCCUCGGCAAAUGGUCAUCUGAAGGAUGCACAACUAAGACAGAUGAUGAAGUAGCUAGUUGUCUUUGCAAUCACCUGACUUCUUUCUCUGUGUUAAUAUCAAACAUCCUACCUCAAGGACAUUUAGACAUUUCCAUCCUUGACUACAUCACGAACAUUGGUCUAAUUAUCUCCGUAGCGUCACUUGUAGUGUGCAUUUCUUUACAAAUGUAUCUUAUGAAAAGUACCGUAAACCUUGUGGCUUACUACCGACACUUGGCCAUACUAAACGUGUCUUCAUUCCUCCUUUUAAGUAAUGUCUCAUUUCUGGGAGCCAGUUAUAUCAAACCACCACAAUUUCUGAGGCUUUGUGUAGCUCUGACGUUCUGCACCCACUUCUCUCUUUUGGCUUUCUUCUGCUGGACCUUGGUACAGAGCUUUUUUCUGAUCUGCCGUUUAGUCUUUGUGUUUCACCACAUAACGAAGAAAGAAUUCAUGACCCUUUCCACAGUGCUGGGAUAUGUUUGCCCGAUGCUGAUUGCGGUUGGCACUUUCCUAUACUACACUCCUACAGACAACUACCGGAGGGAUAAUGUAUGCUGGUUGCAAACUGAAUCAGGGGCUUCUCUGACAUUUACCAUCCCAACAAUAAUAAUUAUAUCUCUAAAUUUCCUGGUACUCUUGGUAGUAAUCAAAAAACUUCUCAGACCAUCCAUUUCUGAGGGAAGCAGUGAGGAUGAGGAGGUUGUGAAGAAGCUGGCGAAAGCAAUCGUCUUUUGCACGCCUCAGUUCGGGUUGACCUGGGCCAUUGGAAUUCCACUGCUUACAAAUGGAGAAUCAAUGUUUUUACAAUAUCUAUUUGUACUGCUCAAUCCUCUCCAGGUAUAUUCAAUCCCGUUACUAUGUGGUGGUUCAUGUCUUACCCAGGACACUUUUAAUCCCGUCAUAUGUUAUAGGAAGAGCUGUAUAAGACAUAAAGGGCUAAUACCUAAUGAUGUUACUUUGUACACAAUCUAUUAAUAAAUGUUCAGCCAGUAUAAGCAUCAAAUAUACUUAAUGAAUGCCAAGCCGCGUUCAACAUGUCUGAUGCUCGGCAAAGCUCUUGACGCAAACUCAUACACCAACAUGAGGAGAAACAAAGAAAAAGGCAAGAAAAAAAAACGAGCUCAUAAAUAAAUAUAAAAUUUUAGCACCCUCUAAUUUGCAAUUAUCUGAGACGGUCUAUCAACCCUUUCUUGAGGAUAGUAGUAUUUUAAUUGUAAUAUAUAUUAUAUGAAAUAAGAGAUACAUUUUUCUGUAAUAUGUGUAUGUAACAGAGAAAAACGUCUUCUAAAAUCUAAUACGUUAAUGGUUCAUCAGAGUAUUUCACAAAUCUUCUCCUUUGUUUUCCCAGGGUUUUUUCAUCUUUAUUUUUGGUUGCCUCUUGGAUAAAAAGGUAUGGAAUGAUUUCUUGUCAUCGUGUACUACUAUGUUAUAUAUGUCAUACAUGGGAUUCAUAUCUCAAAUCAGAUAAGCUGUGUUUUACUCCAAAUAUUUAUAAAAGGGAAGAUUUAUAUAAAUUAAUAUUGGACAACUAAUUUCAGAUUGUAGAAUCCUCAGGAAUAACAGUCUGUACCAGUAAAGCCCAGCAUUCUGUAGCAGGAGCAGCCAUCCACAUAACCCGGGAUUGUGUUAUAGUGUGUGUGUAUGACUGUGUGUGUGUGUAUGACUGUGUGUGCGUGGAAUAUUUGCUGACAACUAGCUGCACAAAUUUCAGCGACACUUUGAUAAAUUUCAUCCAAAGUGUCCCUAGAAUAUUUUUUUGCAAAAGUUGCCAACUAUGCACGCUGUCAAAGCAUCAUGAAGCUGUAAUUCAAUGUCAGCUGUAGGACUACCUACUGGAUGGAAAUUGGGACACAGUGAGAAAAGAUUAAAUCCUGUCUUGUUUCAAUUUCAGGUGUUAGAUCUUGUGAAGAAGCGAUUGUCUAAGAACCAGGGUUUCAGCAGCACGGUAAGAUCAUUCAGUAGCCACAUUCAGUAGCCACAAGGGUGUGUGUUCACCUUGUAUUUAAACACAACUCUUGUAUGUUCAUCCACUUACUUAAAGAUUGGAACACCUGCUUUCAAGAAGCCAUUGCCAGACAUUCUGCUUGGAAGCUCUGUGAUCAAGCAGGGAUAUUCUUUUAAUAAGAGAGAACAUGCAAUAAAUAUAAAAAUUGGAAUGUGCAGGAGAUGAUCUAUACUUUUAGACAUAGGCUUCACACCCCAAUACACAACCACUGCACAGGGUGAAGUAACUUUACAAUCAAAUUCCUCAUUUGGGAAUUUUUGUAGAUAAAUCAUUUGGAAGUUUUCCCAACAGUUUUAAAUCAUUUGGAAAAGCUUAUUAAAUUGAGGUCUAAGGCCUUGAUUUAUUAAUUUUGGAUAAGAUUUUGAAAUGAUUCAAUAAAAUAAAUAAAUCCAAAUAAUAAAAUAUGACAAAAUACAUAAUAAAUAAUAUAUAUGUAUAUCUCAAUGUAUCAAAAAUAUCAAAAUAUUACAAAAUUAAAAUAGUUUACAUAAUAUUAAAUCAUUUUAAGAAUUUAUCCAAAAUAAUAAAUUAGGUUCCAAGUUGGAGAAUUUUCCAAACCAACUUUUUUUUUACAAAACAAAUGAAUAAAAUUUGGAUUUCAGUUGAAUUCAGUGUUUAGUGACUUAAUCCCUUUGUGGACUCAACAGAUUUGUCAAUAAAGGGUUAACGUUUAAUAAAUCAUCCCCAUAGAUAUGUUAAUACAUUCCCUAUUUAAUGUCAGCAGAGCAUAAAUUCUCGUGUUACACGGACACAUGUUUUAUAGUUUCAUACUGGAUUAAGGUUGUAUCAGAUAUAUCUUUAAUUAAAUCACGUUUAAUUUCUUGCAGGCUACAACUCUCAGCACAUAUUAAAAAUUCUGGACUCCAAGGUAAGCAAGUAUUUAAAAAACAGCAAGCUCCGUUUUAACAAAUAUUAAAAUUAUAUCAAAACUACAUCCAAAAACGAAACAUUGCAGCCACUUCGCAUUUCUCUUGGAAGUUAAAACAUACAUUUAGAUGUCAAUCGUGCUCGGUUUGUCCGAGCAGAAAAUACACUAUUAGGCAACAAUGGUCUCGAUAUACUAUUGUUAAAUAAGUAUUCCAAAUUACUUCAUAUUUUUGGAUAAACUUUUAAAAUGUUUUUUUUUGCAACAUGUUACAAUUUCAAAGCAUAUUUCAUAUAUUAAAAAAUAUACGGUUAUGGGAAAAUAAAAAUAUUGCAUAACUAAAUAAUUUUUCCUGAUCUUAAAUCAUUUUAAAAGUUCAAAAUCAUUGAAAUAAUUCAGGAAGCUUAUCCAACAAUAUUAAAUCGAGGCCCAUGUACUGAAUUAGUCAACUUAUCCUUAUCAGAUCAAGCAAUUCCACUUUAGGCACAUAUUGAAAAGAGUGAAGAAACCAAAAUAUUGGAAUUUUCAUUCCCUUUUUCUGAGCACUGGCAGUGGAGGACUCACAGCCAGCAGACACACAAACAGCUGGGUUUGCAGAUAUACACAUUGCUGUCACCGGGGGUUUCAUUAUCAACAGACAGACACAGUGCUGGGAUUGGGUGACACAUUUUAUAACUAAACACUUGUGGAAAAAUUAAGAAAUUGAAUAAAAGAAAAAGAUCACAAAACAGAGAUUAAAGUCACAGGCAUCUGGAUUUGAUGAGCACAUGAAUGAGCAGAAAAAAACCCUUACACAUGUAUAAAACUUACAACUUUUACAUAACAAGCUUACUUAUCUACCUCUAGGCUAUUUUCUAUGUUGUAAUUUAGCAUGGGAGUGUAAGGCUUUCAAAUGUACAUAGACAACUUACUGGAGGUUAUAUGGGACUCUUCAGGAAAUGCCACCAGAUGCAUACUGAGCAUGUGUGAGAUGCACUCAAACUGGGCGUUUUUCACAAGCGACCAAAGCUCUACAGCUGCUCUCAACAUCUUAUCAUUCAUUAUCAAUGAGUAGGUUUGAGCUGUGGUGGAAGAAGGGGAGGGCAACUUAUACCACUGCAGUACAGUUUGGGGUUCCAUUUAUAAUGGAAAUUUUCAAAGUAAUCCUUUUUUUUCCAGGAAAACAAUGACAGUUAUUUAUUUUUUUACUAUGACAAUAGUUUUUUGGGGGGGGGAAUACAAAGGGACAAGUUUCCUAACUUCUAUCUCAAAAAAAGUCUCAUUAAAGCAGAAAGUGAAUGUAAAAUAUGUUCUUAAAAAAAACGCAAAAAUGGACCUGCUUUGUUAAAAGUAUUAGACAAAAAUGAAAAUUUUUGAGAAUAUAAACUAUUUUUCUUCUUCUCCAGAAUCUGAAACAGGUGUCGUGGAGCAUCUAUAUGUCUGCAAAAUGCACAGUUACCGAGAGACUAUCCAGGGAUUCAGUCAGUAAGAGGAAUGAGCUGGAAUUCCAAACAGAAUUCAGAAAUAUCAGGAGCUCACCCAUGUCCCCCAAUAAAUGUUAUCAUAUCCUCAAGCACUUCUCGAAAGGAGCUUUUAUCAUUUCAUUUCAGAAAUUACCAAAUUUGUGAAAACACCAAAGCAUUC